Molecule: messenger RNA, 1541 nt
Organism: Lytechinus pictus (painted urchin)
Lineage: Eukaryota; Metazoa; Echinodermata; Echinoidea; Temnopleuroida; Toxopneustidae
Product: ornithine decarboxylase-like
Exons: 3
Coding region: 391-639 (82 amino acids)
Molecular function (GO): catalytic activity
Source: RefSeq, a predicted model, not a curated record
AGUUUACAUAAGAACAGACUGCGCGGCCGUAAGAGUGCCAUAUUUUCGCAAGAUUUAGAUUUUUUUUCAAACAAGAGUGGAAACGCCGGCAACACGAAUUGCGAAUGCCUCCUCUAAAAAAUACAUUUGCAUGCCACAGCGAGUUCAACUCGAGUGAUUCAGUCAGUCGGCAGGCCGUACAAAAAAACGCCUAGUGUAUUCUGAAGCACAGCACUGUGACUUUGGAAUAACCUCUUCAACCGUGCGCGAGGAUUGUUUGAAGAAGAAAACGACAAAACUCUAUUUCGACGCCACUCAAACUUUUCCGGGAAUGGUAGGAGAAGUUACAAGCAGGGGUGUGCCCUCGGUGACACUUUUGGGGUAGAUUAUUUCGUUAAAUAAUCUUCAGUUAUGGGAUUAAACAUCUCGGCUGGGCGGACAUUGCAAGAGGAAGGAUCACUGGAUGCCAGAAAUGAUGAUAAGAUUGUUAAAUACAUGAAGGAUGUGAUAAAUGGGGACUAUGUUGAUGUAUCCAGAGAGGAUGACGAAGACCCUUUAUUUGUCUUAGAUCUGAAGGAUGUGGAGAAGAAGCACCACCUAUGGAAGCAGGAGUUUCCAAAUGUGCAACCAUUCUAUGGCGGAGUUACAGCAGGUGCUUGAUCUAGGCGUUCAGCCUAAUAGGAUCAUAUAUGCACACCCAUGCAAAGCCAAAUCACACCUCAUGUUCGCCAAGGAGAACGAUGUCCGACUCAUGACGUUCGACAACGAGGACGAGCUCGUCAAAAUAAAGGAAGUCUUUCCAAAUGCGAGGUUAGAUCGACAAAAGAUGUUACGUUAUCACAUUUAGGUGCACUUCUUUUAGGUUUUUUUUUUCAAACUUGCUUCUUAUGUUUUCAUUUUGAAAAGGAAAAUUCCUUUUUGUUUGUUUCGAAAUACCACCAUUUAAUAUACCUGCCAUAUGCUGUUAUACUAACUACCACCAUGAUUACGGCCAUGACAAGGCAGAUUUGUAAAAUAAGGAGGACAAUAAACUGAUAAACAUUUAUUGACAGAUCUUCUCUUGGUCUUACUGGUGGUUUCAGAAAUAUGCUGGCAAGAUGACAUCAUUUUAAUCUGUUAAAAGAAAUGCCUUACAUCUAAGUUUCAUUUGCACUUGUCAAUUGAUAAGAGUUCAAAUCAAUCAAAUUAGGUUCAUGUAAAUUUUCAACAAAACUGGAUGAAUAUUGACGAGGAAUGGUGGUAUUGGAAUAAUUAUAGUAAUUAUUUUCAAGGGACUCAUGGGAGAUGACGUCAUCCGUUUUCUCAUUGCUAAUCCAUGAUGGCGUAUAUCAUAUCAUCGGGGUCCCCGAUCCCGAUUUUUUUCUUUAAAAAAUUAUUUUCUUUUAUCUGACUGUAGACCUACGUCAAUUGAGGACUUUCCAAUUAGCCUACAAUAUACGAUAAUUCUUCGGAAUAUUUUUUAACGUUUUUUGUGUAAGAUUUUUUUAGGGUUUAUCAAGUGUGCUAAACAAGUUGAUUUAGUACCGUACAGAUGCUGAUAAUAAAUAAUGGUGAUAAAUGUG